AGAGAGAGAGGAGUCUGAUCCGCCUGCUCGCUCCUCAGGCUCCCGUUAAAGGGACACUUGGUGUUUUUCAGGAUGUGUGACGACGAGUCAGCAGAAAAAGCUCUGGUGUCGGUGGACUUUGAAAUCUUUGGUCACGUUCAGGGAGUUUGUUUCAGAAUGUACACAGAGAAGGAGGGUCUGCGGCUCGGCCUGGUCGGCUGGGUGAAGAACACCUACAGCGGGACGGUGGUGGGACAGGUCCAGGGUCCUGCUCCGAUGGUGGACGAGAUGAAGGUGUGGCUCAGUAAAGAAGGGAGUCCGAGCUGUCGGAUCAGCAGAGCCUCGUUCACCAACCAGAGAGCCAUCGAGAAGCUGGAGCUCUCUGGGUUCAGGACCCGCUUCUGACCAGCUGCUCCGCACCGACUGCUGGGUUCUGCUGUGGUUUAGCUUGUGUAGCCUGUGAAAGCAGCGUCACUGUGGAAGUCAGAGCAUCUAGUGGCUGAUUAGACAGAAAGGAGUCAGUUCACACAGGAGGCAAAACCAAGGGAAACACACCAGUCACACAUCAUGAGCUUCACUGCUUCUCUGUAUGAACCUGGACCGUUUGGAGAGUUUGGUUCAGAAAGUGUUUUAGCUAAUGAAAAAUGAAAAUGUUCAUUAAAAACUGAAAACCUGUG
Messenger RNA from Betta splendens (Siamese fighting fish), 656 nucleotides. Its product is annotated as acylphosphatase-2-like. Bases 73 to 384 code for a protein of 103 amino acids. NCBI's taxonomy places the organism in Eukaryota, Metazoa, Chordata, Actinopteri, Anabantiformes, Osphronemidae. The record is from RefSeq and is a predicted model, not a curated record. The transcript is spliced from 4 exons. Gene Ontology annotation, molecular function: acylphosphatase activity.